GAUUUGCCGAGUUGACGCCCUUGUUGAAAUCACUGAUUACGUCACUGACAAGUGGAGCAGGUGAAAUUAAGAGCAGCGAUAUGACGCAUUUUCAAGACUCUGAGGAACACACAUCGAUGUUGAUAUUGCUAUUCUUAUUUCUAACAAUUUUGAUCUUGGCUGUAUAUUCAAAUAUUCGACUUUUCGUAAUAUUAUGCAGAAACUUUCCCAGAGAGCGAACGCAUAGCUAUUUCCCAAUGUUGUUGCUAUUGAACACGUUAUCUAGCAUGACAGUGAUCAUUCUGGUGUGCAGCAUGCUUUUACCAUUUGUUCCACAUGGGGUGGAUGGGAAAAUUGAUUCCGCCUACGAUGUUAUAGUCUACCCAGCGGUCUACGCACUUAUCACCCCAACACUGAUUGCGGCGGCUGAUCUAAUUCUUUGUGUUCAACGUGUAGCGGUUUCGCGGAAACUUGGAGAGACUAAAGUUUCAAAGCGAUGGUACGGAGUUCUAACAUUUCUAAUCGUGGCGGGACCUAUUGCAUAUAUCUCUUACAAUUCCAGAAUUUACUCUUUCACCAUUGAGAAUAAACGAAAUGCCAAGCAGUUUGUAUGCUUUUUGGCCGACAGUAUUAUUAAAGGAGUUUGCGGAGUUUUAUCCUUCAUUGGUUACUUGUCAAUCUGGAUUUGGGCAAAAAAGCAGAAAAACUUUGAUACAAUCAUUCGGCAGGCAUUGCCAAUUGCAACAUUUCAAGUGCUUAUAAUGACGAUUCAGUUUUUGUUGGAGCUGCCGAAUGUGCCAAAAAUAGAUCCAAGGGAGCGGAUUUUUCUAGAUGUGUGCUUUUCAGCGGCGGCUAGCGUGGUAGUCCCCCUAUGCACCAUGAUCGGAGAAUCCCGAAAACGCGACAUGUUCUAUAGCUCAUUCUGCUACUGUUACUGUUAUUGUGAGCCCCGACCACCACCACCAUCAUCAAGACAUUUACCGGAGGCUAGCAGUAAAGCGGAUCGCCAGAAAAUUGAAGAAGAGGAGGCGAGAAAACGAAAGAAAAAUGAGGAAUUGAAAAGAAGAAGGCGAGAAGCCAGAAGUGAUCGUAAUUUUGACAGUUUGGAGAGCCAAGAAUCAGAAGUUUGAAGUUUUUGUUUUUUGCUUUUUGAAAAUAUGAUAUUAAAAAUAAAUUUUUGCUUAAA
Caenorhabditis elegans is the source of this 1165-nucleotide messenger RNA. RefSeq names its product G_PROTEIN_RECEP_F1_2 domain-containing protein (gene Y38F1A.4). NCBI's taxonomy places the organism in Eukaryota, Metazoa, Nematoda, Chromadorea, Rhabditida, Rhabditidae. The record is from RefSeq and is marked reviewed. The coding region runs from base 81 to 1109 and encodes 342 amino acids. The transcript is spliced from 7 exons.